Messenger RNA from Gongylonema pulchrum, 546 nucleotides. The record is from the annotation of a GenBank genome assembly. Lineage: Eukaryota; Metazoa; Nematoda; Chromadorea; Rhabditida; Gongylonematidae.
AUGAAAUUCCCCACCGGUGAGCAACGGAAAAACACUUCCUCUGCCACCAGUGCGCAUCAUUCUGAUGAUAAACGUAACGAUGAUUCUGAAGCAAGCGUGGUACAAAAAACUACGAGUUUACAGCCAGGCAAUAGUAUGAAGCAUUUAUCGAACGAAACUUCGUGCACUGGGUCGACCGAAAAAAGGCAGCCUGUGAAGCGCGAAGACAAUGAUUUUGGAGUGUCAAUCUUGCCAGUUAAAGUUGAUCAAAGCGAAGAAGUGCAAGUAGCCGUUGAAAAGCGUUGCGCUGCCACUAAUAUUACAUAUUCGCGGAGUGUUCUGGGUCGGAAACUGUUGCUGGAUAAUGAAAACGAAGAUGAGGAUGAGAUGCGGCGUAUCACGAUUGUCAAAAGGCGUGAUAACGACGGGUGGUGGUUCACGCGCAAACAUCAAAAUGGGACACAGGCAAACGGCGAGGAGAGAAUGAAUGGCGAGAUUCGUCCAGCAAUUGAGCGAUCACACAGUGGCGCAGGUGAUGGCCCCGCUGUUGCUAAGGUAUAUAAUUGA